Sinocyclocheilus rhinocerous is the source of this 2334-nucleotide messenger RNA. RefSeq names its product arf-GAP with coiled-coil, ANK repeat and PH domain-containing protein 3-like. Gene Ontology annotation, molecular function: protein binding; GTPase activator activity. The transcript has 21 exons. The annotation marks the transcript as partial. The record is from RefSeq and is a predicted model, not a curated record. Gene Ontology annotation, cellular component: cytoplasm. Lineage: Eukaryota; Metazoa; Chordata; Actinopteri; Cypriniformes; Cyprinidae.
CAAGGGAAACGAACACGGACAUGCCGUUUGAUGAGCUGAAGCACAUAUCGAUGUAUAAACUACUAAUAAACGGAUGAAAUGCGCAGAAUGGAACGUGUAAUGAAAGCGUGCUCUUGAAAAUUUAAUAAGAGAUGAGGCCAUAUUUAUCGGUAACACCCGACUGAUGUUUAUAGCGAACCCAUCCAAUGGAAACGACUGGUUUAAUUCAUCUUUUCUAAACGAAGACUGAUGUUGUCAACACCAGUGGUCUCACAGCGUUGGACGUUCACAGCGUAAAGGAACUCUCUUAGGGCACACCACAUAAAGAACUGUGAGGAAUUAAAAGAAUAGUUCGCAUCGACUGGGUUCUUUGUAAUUACCAAAAUGACCGUCAAACUGGAUUUUGAAGAAUGCCUAAAAGACUCCCCGCGAUUCAGGGCAGAAAUCGAGAAGGUGGAGGUCAACGUCAAUGAGCUGGAGACGAGACUCGAGAAGUUGGUGAAACAGUGCCACACUAUGCUGGAUGCAGGCCGUGCCUAUUGCCAGAACAGUAAGAGCUUUGUAAAUGGCCUCAAAGAGCUGGGACACCACUGUUCUGAGGACCGAACCAUGGGGGAAUGUUUAGAAAAGUUUUCUAAAAAGCUGUCAGACAUCGUCACUGCUCAAGAGGAGGUGAUUGAAACCACACAAAAGUCUGUGAAGUUGAAGCUACAGAAUUUUGUGAAAGAGGAUGUGAAGCGUUUUAAGGAUGUACGGAAGGAGUUUGAGCGUAGCAGUGAGAACCUGGAGGCAGCGCAGAGCAGGAACGCACAGGCACCUCGCGGAAAACAGCAUGAGGUGGAAGAAGCCAGCAAUAACCUCUUGAACACACGCAGAGCCUUCAGGUCAGGGGCACUGGACUAUGUGCUGCAGAUUAAUGUCAUUGAGUCCAGGAAGAAGACUGAAAUUCUAAUGGCGAUGCUUUCUCUUAUGGAGGCCCAGGCUUUGUUCUUCCAGCAAGGCUACCAGUCACUCACAGAACUGGAAAGCUACCGCAAGCAACUGAGUGAGGAGUAUACUCAACUAGUCCUGAAUUCUGCAAGAGAGAAAAGGGACAUGGAGCAGAGACAUGGUGCUGUCAAGAAAAAGGAUGUGUCAUAUGAUGACUCCAUAAUGGACUUCAGCCCAGAUGCACCCAAUGGCAUCGCGAUGGAAGGUUACCUGUACAAGAGAGCCAGCAAUGCUUUUAAAACAUGGAGCAGGCGCUGGUUCUCCAUUCAGAAGAACCAGUUGGUUUACCAAAAGAAACAUAAUGAGCAGAUCACUGUUGUUGUGGAGGACUUGCGUUUAUGCACAGUGAAGCCCAGCAGUGAACAAGACAGACGAUUCUGCUUUGAGGUCGUCUCUCCCUCCAAGAGCUGUUUAUUACAGGCUGAUUCAGAGCGACAGCACCAAAGCUGGAUCAGCGCUGUCCAGAACAGCAUCGCCUCAGCAUUCCAGGACAGAAGAGAUGACAAUCUUGGCCCUAGAGAUCGCUGUAGCUCAGUGUCUGCGGGAAGUGUGCGUUUGAGUGCAGGGGAGCCGGAACCGUCUGGUCGGGAGGCUCUGGAGGAGGUGCAGGCCAUCUCAGGGAACGGGCAGUGCUGUGACUGCGGGGAGCCUGGACCCGACUGGGCCUCUAUCAAUCUGGGCAUCACGCUGUGCAUUACCUGCUCUGGCAUACACAGGAGUUUAGGUGUCCACUUCUCGAAGGUACGAUCCCUGACGCUGGACUCAUGGGAGCCAGAGCUCAUCAAACUCAUGUGUGAGUUAGGAAACACAGCCAUUAACAAGAUCUAUGAGGCGCGUAUUGAUGAGAUCACAAUCAAGAAACCCCAUCCCUCUAGUCCAAGACAAGAUAAGGAGUCGUGGAUUCGUUCUAAAUAUGUAGAGAAGAAAUUCAUCCACAAGCUCCCGGAGACUGGUCGAGGAACGGUCCUGCUGCGCUCCAGUGCCCAACGGAACAGAGCAGCCACACAGGACAAACCCAACACACGCCCUGCCCUCAAACCCAAACCCAACCGAGCCACUCUGCCACGACUCACGGGCCUGAACCCAAGUGACAUAAUGAAGAACAAUUCCAGCUCUCAUAAAGAGAAUAAUGAAGAGGAGGAUCUGAGUGGUCUUCAUCCCGGGGCUUUGCUGUAUCGAUCUGCAGCAAUGCAGCAUUUCCCUCUCAUGGCAGACGCUCUGGCGCACGGCGCUGAUGUCAACUGGGUCAAUGUGGCUGAAGACAGCAAAACUCCACUAAUACAAGCCGCUAUGGUUAAUUCCUUGGCAGCCUGUGAGUUUCUCCUACAGAACGGUGCUAAUGUUAACCAGGUGGACUCAAACGAA